Molecule: messenger RNA, 987 nt
Organism: Musca vetustissima
Lineage: Eukaryota; Metazoa; Arthropoda; Insecta; Diptera; Muscidae
Product: dehydrogenase/reductase SDR family protein 7-like
Exons: 3
Coding region: 1-987 (328 amino acids)
Cellular component (GO): membrane
Molecular function (GO): oxidoreductase activity
Source: RefSeq, a predicted model, not a curated record
AUGGCCUAUGACACAGUGGGAAAGUGUACAGCACCCUCUGAGGGAGGAAGUGGUGAUUGGAAUAUUUUAUAUUGGAUUUUGGGAACGAUAUGUAUGCCGGUAGCUGUUCCAUUGGUGUUGAUCAAUCUAUGGAGACGUUCAUUGGUGGCGAAGCAACGAAAGUCCUUGCCUGGUAAGGUUGUAUUGAUUACCGGUGCUUCAUCGGGUUUGGGUGAGGCAUUGGCUCAUGUUUUCUAUAAGGCCGGUUGUAAAGUGAUAUUGGCUGCCCGUCGAAUUGAGGAGUUGGAGAGGGUGCGAAAGGAUCUAAUGGCCUUGGAAGUGGUCGGCCCCGCAUAUCCUCCCACAGUUUUGCCUUUGGAUUUGGCUGAAUUAAAUGCCAUACCGAAAUUUGCCAAUGAUGCCAUUGCCAUACACAAUGGCGUUGAUAUUUUAAUUAACAAUGGUGGUAUCAGUGUUCGAGCUGAGGCAAUUUCCACCGCAUUGGAUGUUGAUUUGAAAGUUAUGACGGUAAAUUAUUUCGGUACAGUGGCCUUGACCAAGGCCAUACUGCCUUCAAUGGUUAAGAGGCAAACAGGCCAUAUAUGCUUUAUAAGUUCGGUGCAAGGAAAAAUUGCCUUACCCUAUAGGUCGGCCUAUUCGGCAUCGAAACAUGCUUUACAAGCAUUUUCCGAUUCACUACGCGCCGAGGUGGCUGCCAAGGGACUGAAAGUGACAUGCUUUAGUCCGGGUUAUAUUAAAACUCAAUUGUCCAUUAAUGCGCUGACAGCCACGGGGCAAAAACAUGGAAAAAUGGAUAAAGCCACAUCGAAGGGCAUGUCGGCCGAAGAAUGUGCCACAAUUAUUCUAAAAUCAUUGCUGGGCAACGAAAAAGAUGUCAUCAUUUCUGAUCUGCAAGCCAAGGCUGGUUUUUGGUUACGUUUCAUUUGUCCUCCUCUCUACUUUUGGAUUAUGGAAAAGCGGGCCCUAUCCACAGUCAAGGAGGAAUAA